Messenger RNA from Erigeron canadensis, 2895 nucleotides. Its product is annotated as V-type proton ATPase subunit a2-like. Lineage: Eukaryota; Viridiplantae; Streptophyta; Magnoliopsida; Asterales; Asteraceae. Gene Ontology annotation, biological process: proton transmembrane transport; vacuolar acidification. The transcript has 18 exons. Gene Ontology annotation, molecular function: ATPase binding; proton-transporting ATPase activity, rotational mechanism. The coding region runs from base 127 to 2574 and encodes 815 amino acids. The record is from RefSeq and is a predicted model, not a curated record. Gene Ontology annotation, cellular component: vacuolar proton-transporting V-type ATPase, V0 domain; vacuolar proton-transporting V-type ATPase complex.
GAUAGAUAAUAAAUAUAAAAAAAGACACAGACAAAAAAAAAACCCAAUCAAAAUCUCCCUGUUUGUGUCGUCUACUGCUGCUGCUAAACUUUUGAUUCCGAUCAGAAAACAACAAGAAAGGGGACAAUGGUGGGCUGUUGUCCGCCGAUGGAUCUUUUCCGAUCAGAGCCUAUGCAAUUAGUACAAGUCAUCAUUCCCAUCGAAUCUGCUCAUGCUACUGCUUCUUACCUCGGUGAUGUCGGCCUCAUUCAAUUCAAAGAUCUGAAUGCAGAAAAAAGUCCUUUCCAGCGGACAUAUGCCGGCCAGAUCAAAAGAUGUGCAGAACUGGCUCGGAAGCUGCGUUUCUUUAGAGAUCAAAUGUCAAAGGCAGAUGUUAAACCAUCAGCAAAGUCUGAAGGCAAAAUUGACCUUAAUCUGGAUGACGUGGAGGUGAAUCUUGGAGAACUUGAAGCUGAGCUUGUUGAAAUCAACGCAAACAAUGAGAAGUUGCAGCGUGGCUAUAAUGAGCUUGUAGAAUAUAAGCUUGUUCUGCAAAAGGCUGGGGAGUAUUUCAAAGUGGCUCAAAGCCGAGCUUUAGCUCAGCAGGGAGAACUUUCAUCAGAUCAGACUGCUGAAGAAUCUUUGGAAACUCCUUUACUGAAAGAUCAGGAAUCAACAGUUGAUCCAGGGAAACAAGUAAAGUUGGGGUUCCUUACUGGCCUUGUGCCCAAAGGCAGAUCCUUGGCUUUCGAGAGGAUUCUGUUCCGUGCUACAAGGGGAAAUGUAUUUCUUAGGCAGUCUUCCGUGGAAGAAGCUGUGACUGAUCCUAGUUCAGGAGAAAAGGUUGAGAAAAAUGUUUUUGUGGUAUUCUUUUCUGGAGAAAGAGCCAAGAGCAAAAUUCUUAAGAUAUGUGAAGCUUUUGGAGCUAACCGCUACCCUUAUGCAGAAGAUUUGAGCAAACAGGCCCAAAUGAUAACUGAGGUAUCUGGAAGGCUAUCUGAACUAAAGACAACGAUAGAGGCUGGACUUUUGCACCGCGGCCAAUUGUUGGAAACUAUUGGAAAACAAUAUGAACAAUGGAGUGACCUGGUCCGGAAGGAGAAAUCUAUUUAUCACACGCUAAACAUGCUUAGCUUUGAUGUCACAAAGAAGUGUCUUGUGGCUGAAGGGUGGAGUCCUGUAUUUGCAACGCAACAGAUCCAGGAUGCACUGAAUCAGGCUACAAUUGACUCCAAAUCACAAGUUGGUGCCAUUUUCCAAGUUUUGCACACGAAAGAGUUGCCUCCAACCUAUUUCCGGACAAAUAAAUUUACCUCGUCCUUUCAAACAAUUGUUGAUGCUUACGGUGUUGCUAAAUACCAAGAAGCAAAUCCUGGAGUGUAUACUGUUGUUACAUUCCCAUUUCUGUUUGCCGUAAUGUUUGGUGAUUGGGGACAUGGCAUAUGCAUUCUGCUAGCGACAUUAUAUUUAAUAUUCAAGGAAAAGAAAUACUCAAGUCAGAAACUUGGAGACAUAAUGGAGAUGACUUUUGGGGGUCGCUAUGUUAUAUUGUUGAUGGCACUUUUUUCAAUCUACACGGGUUUGAUUUAUAAUGAGUUCUUCUCAGUUCCAUUCGAGCUUUUUAGUCCCUCAGCGUAUGCUUGUCGUGAUGCUGCAUGCAGCGAGGCCACCACCAUUGGCUUGAUAAAAGUGCGUGAUACAUACCCAUUUGGUGUGGAUCCUGCAUGGCAUGGGAGUCGCAGUGAAUUGCCAUUUCUCAACUCAUUGAAAAUGAAAAUGUCGAUCCUCAUUGGGGUUGCACAAAUGAACCUUGGAAUAAUACUCAGCUUUUUCAAUGCUCUGUACUUUCGGAAUCCCGUUAAUAUCUGGUUCCAAUUUAUUCCCCAGAUGAUCUUUUUGAAUGGUCUGUUUGGUUACCUUUCCCUCCUUAUCAUUGUAAAGUGGUGCACUGGCUCCAAAGCUGAUUUAUACCAUGUAAUGAUAUACAUGUUCCUUAGCCCCACUGAUGAUCUCGGUGAAAACCAGCUUUUUGCAAACCAGAAGACAGUUCAGCUUGUGCUACUACUGCUGUCCCUAAUUGCUGUUCCAUGGAUGCUGCUACCUAAGCCUUUUAUUUUAAAGGCACAACAUAACAGGACACACCAAGGCGAGUCCUACACACCUCUCGAAAGCACAGAUGACUCCCUGCAGGUGGAGGCAGCUCAUGAUCCACAUGAUCACGAAGAAUUUGAAUUCAGUGAAGUAUUUGUUCAUCAACUCAUUCAUACAAUUGAGUUUGUACUUGGGGCAGUUUCAAAUACAGCUUCAUACCUUCGUUUAUGGGCACUCAGCUUGGCACAUUCGGAAUUGUCAACUGUGUUCUAUGAGAAGGUUCUUCUUCUUGCUUGGGGGUAUAACAACGUGAUCAUCCUUAUCGUGGGUAUCAUCGUGUUUAUCUUUGCAACCGUUGGGGUGUUGCUAGUGAUGGAAACACUCAGUGCCUUCCUACACGCAUUAAGGCUCCACUGGGUGGAGUUCCAAAACAAGUUUUAUGAAGGAGACGGGUACCUGUUUGCUCCCUUCUCAUUUGCGUUACUAGGUGAUGAAGAGGAAUGAUCAUAUACCAUCUUAAAAUAAAGAAAAGCCUCAUCAUACAGCAGUUUGCUGUUGUGCAUAUUUGCAUUUGUAAUUUUCCUUCUUGCCCGUUCAAUAUGAACAAUAUUUAUGUAGAUUUGAAUCGAGAUGGUAACUAGAUUGUAUUGGGGAAGAGAUUUCGCAAGUGAGUGAUCAUUUUAGCAGCAUCGUCUGCUGCUUCCACCAUUUUUUUUACCAAUAAGAAGCGUUUCAGUGAAAGCAUGUGGCUUGAGGCUAAUGUGAAGUGCUAUAACAAUUUGUAUGAUGAACUUUUAGUAAUAAAUAUUUGUUUAUAUAAGGAAA